AUGCCAUUGUCACGGGGGUCGCGAGGCAUCGGCAAAGGCAUAGCUUUAGAGCUUGCCAAGCGCGGUGCCAACGUCCUCAUCACAUACGAGAAGUCCGCCAAUGCCGCCGAGGAUGUUGCGGCUGAGAUCGAAAAGCUCGGAACAAAAGCAAUCGCUCUCCAAGCAAGCUCUCAAAAUAUCGAAUCACCCCGCAAGAUCGUGGCGGCCCUCGUUGAAGCGUGGGGCAAAGUUCACAUCAUCAUCAACAACGCCGGGAUCGGCGACGACAUUUUCCUCGACGACUUGACCGAAUCCGACUUCGAUCGCCACAUGAUCAUCAAUGUCCGCAUGCCCACGUUCCUCGUCAAGGCGGCGAUGCCUUUCUUCGGUGACGCUCCCCGUAUCGUCAACCUGUCCAGUGUCAUGGCACGUGUGGGGAGCGCGCAGGCGACUGCCUACACUGCCUCCAAGGCAGCUUUGGAGGGAGUCACUAAAGUGCUCGCCGUUGAGCUGGGCCAUAAGUAUGGCGCUACAGUGAACUGCGUGAAUCCCGGUCCGGUGGAUACCGAUAUGUGGCAGCAGACAGACAAGGCGGUGCGCGAUGAAUGGGAGGCGAAGAAGGCCGUGGAAACUCCUGCAGCACCGCGGAUUGGCACGGUGGAGGAUAUUGCGCUUAUUGUGGCCUUUUUGAGUGAGGAGCAGAGCAGGUGGACGACCGGUAGCACGGUUUGUGCAAAUGGGGGAAUGGUGUGUGUAUGA
Messenger RNA from Penicillium daleae, 738 nucleotides. Its product is annotated as SDR family NAD(P)-dependent oxidoreductase. Lineage: Eukaryota; Fungi; Ascomycota; Eurotiomycetes; Eurotiales; Aspergillaceae. The transcript has a single exon. The coding region runs from base 1 to 738 and encodes 245 amino acids. The record is from RefSeq and is a predicted model, not a curated record. Gene Ontology annotation, molecular function: oxidoreductase activity.